Elephantulus edwardii (Cape elephant shrew) is the source of this 648-nucleotide messenger RNA. It is a transcript of the gene METTL23, whose product is annotated as methyltransferase like 23. The record is from RefSeq and is a predicted model, not a curated record. NCBI's taxonomy places the organism in Eukaryota, Metazoa, Chordata, Mammalia, Macroscelidea, Macroscelididae. The coding region runs from base 76 to 648 and encodes 190 amino acids. Gene Ontology annotation, cellular component: cytoplasm; nucleus. The transcript has 5 exons.
GAGGAGCCGCGCUCCGGAGCCGAGGGGGACGCGCUGGAGGUCCACGUCCCGCAGGUGCUGCAUCCCCAGUAUGGAAUGUAUGUUUGGCCCUGUGCUGUGGUCCUAGCCCAGUACCUGUGGUACAACAGAAGAGCCCUUCCAGGCAAAGCUAUCUUAGAGAUUGGAGCUGGGGUGAGUCUUCCGGGAAUCUUGGCUGCAAAAUGUGGUGCAAAGGUUACACUGUCGGAUAACCCAGAACUACCUCAUUCUUUGGAGAUGUGUCAGCACAGCUGCCAGAUGAACCAACUACCACAAGUCCUUGUUGUAGGAAUAACAUGGGGCCAUGUAUCCCCUGACCUUCUGGCUCUGCCACCCCAAGAUAUUAUUCUUGCAUCAGAUGUAUUUUUUGAACCUGAAGACUUUGAAGACAUUUUAACUACAGUCUUCUUCCUGAUGGAAAAGAACCCAAAGGCUCAACUCUGGUCUACUUACCAGGUUAGAAGUGCUGACUGGUCCCUUGAAGCUCUGCUCUACAAGUGGGAUAUGAGGUGUGUCCACGUUCCUCUCAAGUCUUUUGAUGCAGACAAGGAAGAGCUAGCGGACUCUGCCCUUCCAGGAAGACAUACCAUCGAAAUGCUGAUCAUUUCUUCUGCAAAGGACACCAUCUAA